Podarcis raffonei (Aeolian wall lizard) is the source of this 4455-nucleotide messenger RNA. RefSeq names its product T-box brain transcription factor 1 (gene TBR1). The transcript has 6 exons. Gene Ontology annotation, molecular function: DNA-binding transcription factor activity, RNA polymerase II-specific; RNA polymerase II cis-regulatory region sequence-specific DNA binding. The record is from RefSeq and is a predicted model, not a curated record. Bases 401 to 2761 code for a protein of 786 amino acids. Gene Ontology annotation, biological process: positive regulation of DNA-templated transcription; regulation of transcription by RNA polymerase II; regulation of neuron projection development. Gene Ontology annotation, cellular component: nucleus. Lineage: Eukaryota; Metazoa; Chordata; Lepidosauria; Squamata; Lacertidae.
CAGCGGUGAACCAAUGGCAGGAGCCGUUUCAUGCGCUCCGCAAGCAGGGAGAUCAAAAGUGUGGCUUGGCUGAUUGCUGCGCGGUGUCAAUUGGCCAAUCUCUCCUCCCGGGGAGAAAUCCGGGAGAAGGAGAAGAAGAAGGAGAAGAGGAAGAAGGAGGGAGCGCGGUGGUGGUGGGGGCCCGAGAAAAGAGACUGCAAUCGUGGCUUCAGUUUGGGACCAGCCUUGGGUGGUGGGAGAAGCGUCUCUGGAUACCUCGCCGAGGAGGGGCCCCAGGAUGAGGGCCCGGCGGUGCUGGCCUUAAGAAAGCAAAGAAAAAACCCAAGCACCACCGCCAGGGCUUGCUUUUGGGGGGGGGAGGCGGGCAGGCAAAUCGAGAGCGCGGGCUGGGUCUGGAGCGAUGCAGCUGGAGCAUUGUCUGUCGCCUCCGUCGAUGAUGCUCUCCAAGAAAUUUCUCCAUGUGAGCGGCGGCGGUGGCGGCGGCGCUUACGCGUCGGGCGGAUCCGAGCUUGCCUUGCACGAGCAUCCUCACCAUCACCAUCCGCACCACCACCAUCCCGCCGCCGCCAUCCUGUCGUCGAGCGCUGACAACCUGGAGAGGAGUUCACCUCUGAAAAAACUCGCCAGGGGGGGGAUGACGAAUCAGGCCGAGGCAGACAAUUUCUCUGACUCCAAAGACCCGCCAGGGGACGCGCAACAGCAGCCACCGCCACAGCAGCCUCAGCCUCCGCAGCAGCAGCAACAGCGCGCCAAACUCUCGCCCGUCGUCUUGGACGGCGGUGGCGGUGGCGCCGCGGAGCAGUUGCGCCCCUCCUUCGAUGGAGCGGCCGCGGCUGCGGCAGCGGCAGCAGCAGCAGCAGCAGCGGCGGCGGCGGCCGCGGCCGAUCGCUACCUGCUCUCGUCGCCCGCGGCCGCAGCCGCGUCCAGCGCGCCUCCGACCGCCGCGUCGGCUCCCCCGACGGCCGCCAGCAUGUUCCCCUACCCGGGCCAGCACAACCCUCACGCGGCCGCCUUCUCCAUCGCCAGCCCCAGCCGAUACAUGGCGCACCACCCGGUCAUCGCCAACGGAGCCUACAACAGCCUGCUGUCCAACUCGGCCCCGCAGGGCUACCCGGCCGCCGGCUACCCUUACCCUCAGCAGUACGGCCCCUCGUACCAGGGCUCUCCCUUCUAUCAGUUCCCCUCGGCGCAAGCCGGGCUUGUCCCAGGAAAGGCGCAGGUCUACCUAUGCAACAGGCCGCUCUGGCUGAAGUUCCACCGGCACCAGACCGAGAUGAUCAUAACCAAGCAAGGCAGGCGAAUGUUCCCUUUCUUAAGUUUUAACAUAUCUGGUCUGGAUCCCACGGCUCACUACAAUAUUUUUGUGGAUGUCAUCCUGGCCGAUCCAAACCACUGGAGAUUUCAAGGCGGCAAAUGGGUGCCUUGCGGCAAAGCGGACACCAAUGUACAAGGAAAUCGAGUUUAUAUGCACCCAGACUCCCCCAACACAGGAGCCCACUGGAUGCGCCAGGAAAUCUCCUUCGGGAAGCUGAAAUUGACUAACAAUAAAGGCGCCUCGAACAACAACGGGCAGAUGGUGGUCUUGCAAUCCCUCCACAAGUACCAGCCCCGCUUGCACGUGGUGGAGGUGAACGAGGACGGCACGGAGGACACCAGCCAGCCCGGCAGGGUGCAAACCUUCACUUUCCCGGAGACGCAGUUUAUCGCCGUCACCGCCUACCAGAACACCGAUAUCACACAGCUGAAAAUAGAUCACAACCCUUUUGCAAAAGGCUUCCGAGAUAACUAUGACACGAUCUACACGGGCUGCGACAUGGACCGCCUGACCCCGUCGCCCAACGACUCCCCUCGCUCGCAGAUCGUGCCGGGCGCCCGCUACGCCAUGGCGGCCGCGGCGGCCGGCUCUUUCCUGCAGGACCAGUUCGUCAGCAACUACGCCAAGUCCCGCGGCUUCCACCACCACCAUCAUCACCACCCGGGGGCCGGCGCGGGAGCCGGCGUGGGCCCCGGAGGGCCGGUUCCGGAGCGGGGGGUGCCUCACCCCAACGGGCUGCUGUCCCCUCAGCAAGCCGAGGAGCCCGGCGCUCCCUCCCCUCAGCGUUGGUUCGUCACGCCCGCCAACAACAGGCUGGACUUCGCCGCCGCAGCGGCAGCCUCGGCCUACGACCCGGCGGGCGAUUUGGCGGGAAACGCCGCCACCCUGUUGUCCUACGCGGCGGCCGGAGUCAAGGCGCUCCCGCUGCAGGCCGCCGGCUGCACCGCGCGGCCCCUCAGCUACUACCCGGACCCGUCGGGCUGGGGAGCGCGCAGCCCGCCUCAGUAUUGCGCCAAGGCCUUGUCGUGCUGGCCCAACGGCGGCGGAGGCGGAGGGAGCAGCUCCCGCGCGGGGGGCAACCCCUAUUUGCCCACAGGGGCCGGCGGCGGCGGCGAGGAGCCUGACAGCCUGGCUCCCCCCGAGCGCUCCCCCUUGGUGGCGCCUCCGCCGCCUCCCCCCUCGGCCGGGCAGCCCCCCGAGGACUCGAAGCCCCCGAAGGACUUGUCCGACUCGAGCUGGAUCGAGACGCCGUCGUCCAUCAAGUCCAUCGACUCGACCGACUCUGGGAUUUACGAGCAGGCCAAACGCCGGCGGCUCUCCCCGGCGGGCACGCCGGCUUCCGAGAGCUCCUCGCCGCUCAAGAGCGAGCCCGCCCUGGCGCCCAGGGACUGCGACAAGACCUGCGCCAAGGACAUCGGCUACUACGGCUUCUACUCGCACAGCUAGAGAGGCGGCCCUUUACCUCCCCACCCCUCACCACACAUACAUACCCCUCCCCUCAACGGUUCUCCUUUCCCGCCAAUUCCUUCCCGCCAAGCUUCGGCGCCUGCGCGAGAGGCUGGGCGCUUAGUUAGGCGCGUCACUCGAGCGCCUCUCUUUCUCCGGGAACCUGCGCACGCGCAGUCAAAGCACCCUCUCUUUCGCUGCCCUUCCGCUUUUUCUCACUCACGCACGCGCGUUAGGGCGCGAGCGGCACAUCGGCGCACAGAACCCACUUUGGCUUCGCAGUCGGGGGGGGGGGUCGGCACCCCCGACGAGAAAUCGUUGUUUCUCUCUCUCCAUCUCUCUUUCCUAUCUGAAGUGGUGAUUUUAAUCGCUUCGCCCCUGACAAAGGCAAAGGGAACAUAGGGAACGCUCCCCAGCUCCCACCCCCAUGUUGUUUGUACCCAGGUCCCCAAACUCCUGCAGGGAGAGGUCAGAGGCUUCCUUGAUCCGUAUUAAGUCACUCCACUUAAGGGGGUAACCCAUUCGGAUCAAGGCAACGAGAAUCGUGACCCCGUUUAGCCAUCUCAACUGGUCCUUGCAGUGAAGAUGGUUAAAGGCUGAGAGUGCGGAUCCUAACCUUCAUCCUAAAACUGCUGUCCUAUGCAUACAGCUUUGUUUGGGAGGAAACCCCUUCCUCGCCGCUCAAGCCUAGGACUAUUUUGUUCGGAAGUCAGUACACUGUUCUCAUUUGGCUUACUCCCAAGUGACUGCGAACUGGUCUGCAUCCUGAGUUAGGAUCGCCCUGGCAGUGGUUUGGAUACCAACCCGCCCAGGUAACAGUUAUUCUGCGGAGCACAAUGGGACCUUUUCAGCGCCAUGAAAGCUAAUUUCUGUUAGGGUUCGCACAGCGCCCUCCAGUUGCUUAUCCAAAUUUAAUGCUUUUAAGGCUGCAAUCCUAAGCGUCCUUACUAAGGGUCCUGGUACUUUACUCGGCAAACGCGGCUGAAAAGACAGACUUGCCGAUGGUUUUGAGUCUGCAGACUAAGCCCACCAGUUUAGCCUAUUUCGUAACGUUAUUUCGCGCUCUCUCACUGUGAAAGAAAAAGAAAAGGGACUCAAAACUUUCUAGAAGGAUGUUAGUGGAUUUAGUGGGAAACUUCUUGUCCUUAGUUGAGACAUAAAUAUGCGCAUACUUGCCUGUAUUUAAUAUCCUGACAAAUUGAUUUUUAAAUAUUAAAAAGGCAUCUUCCUCUCUUCUAAUGUGAGCUGGAAGCGGAUUCCCAAAACAGUGUUAAGGGAAUUAAACUACAACAAUGAAAUGAACACAACUAGGCAGUAAUUAAAGUUAAUAUGAAUGGAUCCAGAAAUUCAGUUAACACUUCUGUGGAAGUAAGUUUCGCAGAAAAGGAAAGGACUCGUCGCCUAUUACACUUGCAUAAGAAUGGUGUGUGAAUUCCACUUACCUCCGUCUUUCUGGAUUGUGGAUUGGUGGUUUAAUUGGCACCUUAGUCUCAAAGGGGUUAAGAAAUUGAGUCCUUUGCGCAUGAUCCAUACUAAACUUAAAACACUUUUAACGCCCCGUAUGAGAUCGUUAAGCGAAUAUUUCGCACAUUCUCAGGGAGAUGAAGGGGGGAGUGUAGUGUGUAAUUUUGCAUGCACUACCAUUUUAGGGGAAUUUGAGUUCAAGUGUACGUGGCUAAUUGCUACAGUUUCGC